This is a messenger RNA of Harpia harpyja (harpy eagle), 5947 nucleotides long. RefSeq lists its product as uncharacterized. Lineage: Eukaryota; Metazoa; Chordata; Aves; Accipitriformes; Accipitridae. Gene Ontology annotation, molecular function: DNA binding. The transcript has 6 exons. Bases 104 to 1294 code for a protein of 396 amino acids. The record is from RefSeq and is a predicted model, not a curated record.
CAGGUAAAGCAUCAUUUUCUAAUCCUCCCAACCAUGGGAGAGCACAAAGCCGUGCUGUGACGCUCCCCUCCCGCUCGCCCCCUGCACCAGGUGGGCAGCCCCGAUGUCGGCCAAGCUCUACGUCCUCAUCAGCUGGCCCGACGGCAGCCGGGUGAUCAACAUUGAGAACAUCAAGGAGCCCCGCAAGCCCUUCCACCUCUACAUGGUGGGUGAGCAGGUGCUGGCCCGCUGCCCCGGCUUCAGUGGGCUCUACUGGGGGAUGGUGGAAGGCAUAAGUGAGCAUAAAGAUAUUUUAGAGAAGAAGCUGCUGGAAGAUAGACAGCUCCUGGAGAAGUUGAAAGAAGAACCGGCCAUCCACAGUGUGAUGCCACCCCAGCCAAAAAAAUCCAGGAAAACCUUCCCAAAAUGGACCCCGGGGAAUGCAUCCAGGAAAUACCAUGGCGACAGGACUUAUCCUGCCAAGCCGCUGCUGAGGGUGGCCGAGGCCAGCCUGCCCCAUGACAUUGGCAGCUCCUCCAUCAUCAAGGAGAGAUGUGCCCUGGGCAAUGCAGCAGGAAGCCCCCGCUCACUGGCAGGGUCCCCCCACCCAGCCAGCGCCUUCACACCCCCAUCCACCUUUGUCACCGUGGCCAUGCCGGGGACUUCCCAGGGUGAAGAGGACAGGGCUGGUCCAGCUACCAGAGAUUACGUUGCCCUGCCAGUGAAGAGGAAAUCAGAUGGCAUCUUGUCCCAAUGCCAGCAACACAUCUUUCUGAACAGCUGUGAAGAUCGGAAGCUUGAUGCUUUGCAAGAGACAGAUGACUUCGAGAGAGUUCAGAAAAAUUUUGGUCCUGGUGAAAUGGAAAGGGCGGAGAGGAUAGAGCAGCUGGAGAGGAUGGUGUUGGACCUCCAACAGGAUGUUCUCUCUCUGAAGAAGAAGGUGCAGAGACUGGAAUCCCUGUCCUUCCAGGAGGAGCCCCACCGGCAACCGUGCGAGGUGGUGGAGCUCUUCAAUGGCUACACCAAGGAACAGCUCAAAGAGACCAUCCGGUUUGACCAGAAAAUCAGCACUGCCUGCAAGACACUGCUCUACAAGCUCUUCACAUCUGACUAUAUCCAGAGCCACUCCAUCACGGGGCGGAGGGGCAAUACUUUCCGAGAGGCGAAGCCCAUGAUGGAUGAACGCUGCAUCAAAAUCAUUAGGGUGCUGUUGAAACAGAAGUUUGGAGAUCACCUCAGUGACACAGUGAUCACGGAGAAGAUACAAAACGUGCAGAAAGCCCUGAGGCAGAAGUUUAAGACGGAAUGUCUCUGAUGCAUGGGGGCCUUGGUGUCCCUUCCUACCAUGCUCAUCGGUGUACCUGAGCAGCCCUCCCAGAAAAGACAAAGCUGAUCUGCUGCUCUUCAGCUGAUUCCACACAAGGAGCCAACCCAAGCGAACCGUGCGCUAAACACAACACAAACCUUUCACUGCCAAACCUCUGCCUGCAUUAAUCCAGCGGGAAUUUUGCCCAGCUUGGCUGGGUUUUUGCACAUCUGCUAGCAUUUUACAAGUUCCUUUCCAUCCGGUCUGUGUGCAAACCUCACUGCAGGGUGCGUGUAAUGAUCUCUGGGCCUCUUUGAUGGACAUGCUCGAGAGCUUGAGGGUUCCUGUUGGGUGCAAGUAUGGGUCAGUAAGUCAGCUUUGUUCCACCUUGCAGUGGGUUAGGGAGAAAGAUUGGCCCUGGGGCAGGGAGUCCAGCUGCAGAUGGACUUUGUGUCACCCACCACGGCUUCUCUCUGCAUGUCUGUGGUUGCCUCCUUCUGCCUGUGGGACAAUAUUUGCUCUCUUUGCUCCCAAUGAAUGUGUUUUACAAUUUUCUGCAGUAACAGAAAAGCAGACUCGUUAAAACAACACCAUAAAAUAUUCAGAGAAAGAUAAUUUCAUUUUCCCCUCUGUUUUAUUGUAGCUGCAUGGAAGAAGUGUCUUCACUAACAAAAAUCUGCUGAACAAGAGAAGAAGUGGUCACCCAUGGAAAUUACUUAACAUUAAUCUGGUUUUGAAAGGAAAAUUAUUUCCAUGGAGAAAUCCUGUACAUUUUUAUGACAUAAGGUUGGGGGAUGGAGCGCAAAAUAUGGCCUACUGUAGCUACACCUUUCCUUCAAAGAUCAGACAUAUUAUGAACACAGUCACUAUAAUUUAAAUACAGUGUCUUUAUCCUAGUUAAAUUCUAGGUACAACCAGGGAUUUUGCUGUGUGAGAGACUAUAGAGAAGGGCUAGGAAGACAGGUCUUUUUCUAAAUAGUUCGGAGCUGGAUUUUGGGUGGGUUAAAAGUGGUUUUAACAUUAAAAGAAUAAGAUGCUGACACCAGUCCACCUAAUGGAAGUGCUGUAAAAUACCAAGCAUUCCCUUUUAAAGAGGCUUCUCAGACAAGAAAUUGGUUUUCUAAGUUUAAUUUUUAAAUUAUUCAGGAAAGGAAAUGCCAGUUGUUUUGCAUUAAUGAAAACAUUUGGUUUAAUUUAUAUGUUUUGUUAGUUUUCAAGUAUUUAAUUUCUUCACAGCUACAUGAGAAAUAAUAAUCCAAAAUAAAUGUAUUGAAAAACAAGGAGCUGUUUUGAAAGAAAAAAAAAAAAAAGGGAAAUGUGUUAUUUUCAGAAUUUUCCUCCCCCUUUUGCCUUGUUUCUACUUGAAAACAAAAUCAUUAAAGUAGGGUUAAUGCUAUGAAGCAUUUUGAUUUUGGUGGGAGAUAUGCUUGCCAACAUUUUUGGAACUAUUUUCAUCAGAUGUGUUUAACAGUAAUGCUAAAUUGCUGUAGCCAAUAACUUAAAGAUAUUCCUUCUGUUUUCCCAGUGCAAAUGGUUUUCCUAACUCUCUAUUAUGCAAACAUGCCAGUGACCAUUUCUCAUCUGUAUGGGCCUUGACUUGAGCAGCAGCUGGAGGGGGUCUACUGUGAUCACUUAGAGCCAAGAGUGCAGCCAGUCCUUGAAAAUACACUCAAACUGAGCAGAACUGCCCCAAACCCUCCUCAAUGCAGAAACACUCCUUAAAAUACAGCUGCCUUGCCAGAAACAUGUUACCUUCCCGCUGCAGGCAAGACCUUAGGUUGGUAUCACCGCUCAAGGAAACACCCCAGGAGAUGUUUUUAAUGUUGACUUAUCAAAGAGAAGAUUGAGGAGGCACAAACAGCCUUAUUCUGCAGGCACUUGCUUUGGCAUCAGCCCUUGGGGCUUUCUCGCACCUUCCCUGAAGAUUCUGCUUCUAAUUUCCCCAGCGACGUUGCAGCCAGCAGCACGGCAGCAGGGAGGGAUGGAGAGGAUGGGUGCCUCAGACCCACCCCAGUGAGGGACCACCAUCACCUCCUGCGUGGCCAAGACUGCAUCCAAGCCAUUUCCCUGGGCACACAUUUUCGCCUUAAUCUUCCCUCCCAGUGCUUCAUCAGUUCCCUUGCCAAGUUGCAGCCUUGAAAGCCAGCUCACAAAUGUUAUUUAUUAAAAUACGUGCUGCUGCUGCCCUGCCUCACUGAGCUCCCUCCGACGAGCUGCAGAUCAUUACUGCAAAAGGAGGAAGAAAAAAGACCGAGAGGACAGACUUGCUGCAGGGAGCCAUGGCUCCCGAAACGAGUCGUCUCUAAUCAGCUCCUCGGGAAGCAGAUGAGCCGAGUGACCUUUCUGCUUGAAAGGCCCUUUGGUGGCUCCGUCGGAGGUAAACUUCACAGCUUAACACGCUUUCUGAUACUCAGCAAGCGCUUUCCAGAUGCGGGGCCAGCGGCAUGGGCUGAUGGAUGCUUCCCGGCUCCGUGCACAGCAUAGCCACGGCAUUAACGAGCCGAUGCUCAGAUGGGCCCUUCUCGGCUAUAAAAGUUGUCCUUAGCUGCUCUCGAAGGCUUUGAUAUGGUGGAGAGGGCUGAAGAAAGGCAACGUGGGUGGCUUUUCGUUAAACUUCAUUUUUAAGGUAUUUGUGAACUGGAGGCAGCAUUUCUAGGCUAAUUGGGAGCACUCACAGACACCGACGAUCAAACAUCACUGUGAGGAUGCCGAUGCUCUCACCUCCGUGAACUCCAGCUCUGGUUAAUCAGCCAGAGAAGAUCAUACAGUGGCUGAGAUGUGGCAUCCCUUCGGGGAUGAAGGAGUCAGGGAAGAUAGAGGAGGAGGAGGAGCGUUUAUGCCAGAACCACUUCACUUGGGGCUGUUCAAAGCCCGUGUCUCUCUUUAAGUGACGAAGGGCAGCUCCACUGAAUUGCAUUAACCUCCCACUUUAAAAGAACUACUGGGAGAAGCUGGACAGGUCUUUCUGUUGAGCUGAAUCGCUCAGUUGAACCCACAGCAUCUUGUUAAGAACAACGCUCCUGUUCAGCUUCUGGGCCCCCUGGAUGCAGGAGAAACGUGGGCAGCAAAAACUAGGGUCAAAACUCAGGGUGGUCUUCAAGGAGGUUUUGCGCUUGGUUCAAAAGCAAGCAGAAGUGGGACUUGUCAACCUUUGCAAAUAUAGGACGGGCAUGAAACAUCCAGUACUCUCUCCUUUCAGCAGGAACCAGAGCAGCAAUGCUGUCCUCAGGAGUUUGCACGAUUCAACCAGGGUGUGCAGCAACUGAGCAGGGACCUUACAGGGCUCUGGGGUUCUCUGAGGGUCCUUGGUCCCCAGCAUCCCAAAACACUGCAAUGGGGCACUGCCACCCACCACCCACCGUGUGGUUACACCUCUUUUGUUUCCUUAGGAACCAGCUGAAAGCUGUGUUGCAUGGUGGCAGCAAUGCUGCCAGCAAUACACAGGUUUUUCAGGGAAAAAUGGGAGCCUUCCCAGCCUUUACACUUCAGCUGGACCACAACAUGAGGCUUCUAUAAUUUUCAGUUGCAGAGGUGCUGCUGACAGGACUGCUGACUUCAUGUGGGGAAAAGAACCAGCCAAAACAGGAGGAAAAUUCUCCGGUGUUUAACCCCAUUUAUUUCCCUUUUAUUUCCUUGACUCUGCCAGGGGGAUUCCAGCGCCCAGAUUUUAAUUUGCCCGUUUCUCGGCUUUUAAGAAACACAAAUGGCUAAGUCUCUCAAUGGCUGCAGGGUGUGCAUCCCCUAGAAACUGUAAGGCAUUAGUUUAAUGAAAACAUGCAAACUGUGAGUAUCAGCUAAAGGAAUAAUCUUAAAACGUAACUAAAUCCCUUCUUGGGUUUUAAUCAAGGCUCACAAAGCCUGGCUGCCUUUACAUGAGUCCCAGGCAGCCGCUGAUGAGGCUGCGUGAUGCUCCAAGCUUGCUGGACAUGCUUGGAAAAAACCUUCUGAUGCAGAAUUAGUGGUGUAGCGGGUGGUGGAAGGGUCUUGUGCUUGUGGCUUCAUCUGGUUUGAGAUGCUCCAUCACACAGCUGGAGGAACAGGGAUGCGACCUAUAGAGAGCUCAGCUGGGGGGUCAGUGAAAUAUUAAAAGGACAAGCCUUGGUCUGUGUGAGCUUGAAGCUGUGUGCCAUUUCCUGCUGGCAUUCAACACGCAAAUACUCAGUGUCACGAGAAGAUUUUUUUGUUCUUGUUCUGGUAAGUCUUUCUCUUAUUUGGCUUCAAAAAGACAGUGAAAGAGAGAAAAUGCAUCUAGAGAUGUGGCCCCAGAGCUAUAUGUGUGUACUAUAUUUGCACUUCUGGAAUAUUUUUUGACAAAAGUAAUUUUUUUUAUCAUUUUACAUUUUUCUUGAAAGCAUCCCUGCAUAUUUUUUUGAGAGUGCAUACACAUACGUGAUAGGUGUGAGACUAUAUCAGAUUCUAUAACUUUAAGCAAUCUUUCAUGUCUCUGCUUCAGUCACAUAUUCAUUACACAUAAUUUUUACCAGUAUUUCUCUGUCUGCAGUACAUGAUCACAUUAUUCUGACUCAUAUCUCUCUAUCUCCCCCAUCUAUUCAGAGUCAAAUGGAACUGGGGAGAUAGUUAUUAAAACACAGCAAGCAUAGAAAUAAAAUUAACCAUAGAACCAGUUCUCUGUGUGCUGAAUACACUGAGGAAAUAAAAGGG